Lemur catta (Ring-tailed lemur) is the source of this 3061-nucleotide messenger RNA. RefSeq names its product ADP ribosylation factor GTPase activating protein 2 (gene ARFGAP2). The coding region runs from base 222 to 1826 and encodes 534 amino acids. The record is from RefSeq and is a predicted model, not a curated record. Gene Ontology annotation, molecular function: GTPase activator activity. The transcript has 17 exons. Gene Ontology annotation, biological process: COPI coating of Golgi vesicle. Lineage: Eukaryota; Metazoa; Chordata; Mammalia; Primates; Lemuridae.
CCCCGCUCCGGAUUGGCCCGGCUCGGCGCGGCGUUUACUCCCGCGGCUGCUCUGCCGCCGGGGCUGCUGACGUCGCCGCCCCUGUUCCGCCGGCUGCCCAUUGGUCCAGGUCAGGCCCCGACACCCCACCCCUCAGCCGGCCGGGUUAGCCCGCCCUCCCCGCCGUGGAUUGGCCCGUGGCGGGACCCGUCGGUCGCAGUUGUGUCUGGGAAGGAGAGAAAAUGGCGGCGGAACCGAGCAAGACCGAAAUUCAGACUCUUUUUAAGAGGCUUCGCGCAAUUCCAACCAACAAGGCCUGUUUCGACUGCGGCGCCAAGAAUCCGAGUUGGGCCAGCAUCACGUAUGGUGUUUUCUUGUGCAUUGACUGCUCUGGGGUGCACCGCUCCCUGGGCGUCCAUCUCAGCUUCAUCAGGUCCACAGAGUUGGAUUCCAACUGGAACUGGUUCCAGCUGCGGUGUAUGCAGGUCGGCGGGAAUGCCAAUGCGACUGCUUUCUUCCGCCAACAUGGAUGCACGGCCAACGAUGCCAACACCAAAUAUAACAGCCGAGCCGCCCAGAUGUACCGGGAGAAGAUCCGGCAGCUGGGGAGCGCAGCCCUGGCUAGGCAUGGCACUGAUCUUUGGAUAGACAAUAUGAAUAGCGCUCCUAGUCACUCCCCGGAGAAGAAGGACUCUGAUUUCUUCACAGAACAUACUCAACCCCCUGCCUGGGAUGCGUCAGCCACUGAGCCUUCAGGGACGCAGCAGCCUGCCCCGUCUGCAGAGAGCAGUGGCCUGGCACAGCCAGAGCACGGCCCGAACACAGACCUGCUUGGCACCUCACCCAAAGCCGCUCUGGAGUCCAUGUAUCUGUCGGCUAACGGGGCCCUUCCUGCCAGAGAACUGAAAAGCUCCAUCAUUGGCAAGAAGAGGCCAGUAGCAGCUAAGAAAGGGCUGGGUGCCAAGAAGGGCCUAGGGGCUCAGAAGGUAAGCAGCCAGAGCUUUAGCGAGAUUGAGCGGCAGGCCCAGGUGGCAGAGAAGCUCCGUGAGCAGCAGGCAGCUGAUGCCAAGAAGCAGGCCGAAGAGUCCAUGGUGGCCUCCAUGCGUCUGGCCUACCAGGAGCUCCAGAUUGAUCGUAAGAAAGAGGAGAAGAAGCUGCAGAAUCUGGAAGGGAAGAAGCGAGAGCAGGCAGAGAGGUUGGGCAUGGGCUUGGUAUCGCGAAGCUCUGUGUCCCACUCGGUGCUGUCUGAGAUGCAGGUGAUCGAGCAGGAAACCCCAGUGAGUGCAAAAUCCUCUCGCUCGCAGCUGGACUUGUUUGAUGAUGUUGGUACUUUCGCCUCUGGACCCCCAAAGUACAAAGACAACCCGUUUUCCUUGGGGGAAAGUUUUGGUUCCCGCUGGGAUACAGAUGCUGCCUGGGGUAUGGACAGGGUAGAGGAAAAGGAGCCAGAAGUGACCAUCUCAAGCAUCCGGCCUAUUUCAGAAAGAGCCACAAACCGGAGGGAAGUGGAAAGCCGGACCUCAGGCCUCGAGUCCAGUGAAGCACGUCAGAAAUUUGCAGGAGCCAAAGCCAUCUCCUCCGACAUGUUCUUUGGGCGGGAGGUAGAUGCUGAGUAUGAAGCCAGGUCUCGGCUACAGCAGCUCUCAGGCAGCAGCGCCAUCAGCUCUUCAGACCUCUUUGGGGACAUGGAUGGAGCUCAUGGAGCAGGAAGUGUAUCUCUGGGGAGUGUGCUCCCUACAGCUGACAUUGCCCAGUUUAAGCAGGGUGUCAAGUCUGUGGCUGGGAAAAUGGCUGUGCUGGCCAACGGUGUGAUGAAUUCGUUGCAGGAUCGCUACGGUUCCUACUGAUGCAAGCUCCAUGGCUCAGGUGUAUGGUGGUGACAGCAGCCAGAGCCCAUGAUUCCCAGGCCAGGGAUGCUUGCCUUGUGGAAGCCAGGGAGGAUUUGUUACUUUUUAUGUGUGGUGUGUGAGUGGGGUGGCCUUAGAGGAUCUUGGGUGAGGGAAAUGGUCAGUACCAGCCCAUGUCCUCUGCCUGUGGAUUGAGCCCUUUGUUCUCUUACCCUCACACCCCCUCCUCCGUGUGUUAGAUUAUUGUCCUUCUAAUUCUGCCCCCAAAGCUGCUGCUCACUUGUCCUGCCACACUGGGAGUGAGGGGAGGGCGUUCUCUUGGGAUAGCUUAUUCUAGGUCCAGUUCUUCCCCAAGUAGGGAAAAUGAAAAGUGUAAAGCGUGUUUGCUGGCUCUAGGAUCCUUCCAGGUAGUCUGAGGGCUUGGGCCUCUGGAACCGGGGGGAGGCCUAGGAAGAGUUCUACUGUAGACCAGUCCCCCAGGGGAGAGAGGCUCUGGACUUGCUGCUCCUGUUGCUGCUGCUAGGGGCCUCUUCUGGGUACCGGGAGAGGGGAGGGGAGGGGAAGGAUCUUCAUCGGGGCCUUACCAAGGGCUAGAAACUUUAACUGGUACCUAAAGGUUUCAUUUAGGAUCAGACUGGAGGCCCAAGUGAUCCCUGUAUCACCACCCCUUUUUUCAGUAAUCCCACUUGGAGGAUUAUUUCUCCUAGGUGUCUCAAAGUCCUGCCAUAUCAUCUACUGUGGACCACAGGACCCUCUGUCCCCUCCUGAGACUUUCUCUGUUCCUUCCCCUGGUCGGUGGCCAUGGUGGAUCUCCUCUGCUGUGUCCCGACUCGAUGCUGUGAGUGUAAUACUGGCCAAGGAAGCAGAGGACAUGAGGGAUAGAAGCAGGCUCCUGGGGCUCAACUUUCUUCCUGUGCAUCAUCCUGGGCUCAGGGGGGCCUGGACAGCACCCUACCCGCGAGAGCUUGAGGGCCUACAGAGCUGCAGGCCUCACCCUCUGGCAGCUGGGCCACGCACUGUGUCAUUCUUGGUGCCAUCUUCCCCUGCCAUGCUGGCAGUCUGGGCCCAACCUUCACCUUUGGGUUGUAGGUUGGACUCCCCAGCAACACAGACCACUGUUCCCCCACCCCUCCCUCAGAGGGACAUGACUUUCUUUCUGGACUGUUUGUAUUGAAACAAAGUGGUGUCAAAAUAAAGCCCCCACGGGGCCCUGGGUCCCCGCUGGUCUGAAUGAA